Molecule: messenger RNA, 497 nt
Organism: Aspergillus ibericus CBS 121593
Lineage: Eukaryota; Fungi; Ascomycota; Eurotiomycetes; Eurotiales; Aspergillaceae
Exons: 1
Coding region: 135-425 (96 amino acids)
Source: RefSeq, a predicted model, not a curated record
UACCUCCAUCAAGAAUACCGCCCUACCCGUCCCCCCCACUGAGCCCCCAAACCAGAACCAGGUAGUAAACAUACCGGAAUGUGUUUCACCUAACUGGCAUGCACGCACGCACACUAUCCUAGUUUCUCGUUAAGAUGCCAAGUAUGCGGGCCGGGUCUAUGUCGAUCUGGGGAUGGAUGAUGCACAGCCACUGGGUGGCACUUCGGUUAUGGAUCUGCCUAGGCUACUGCCUACUGCUUAAUGUCGGAUGUCUAUUUGGGGUUGGGUUGGGCUGGGCUGUGGCUGGGGAUGGGGCUGUGGUAUGUGAGGAAUCUAUGUAUGAUGGACUAAGGAGUAGUUGGGUAUGGUUGGGUAUUGGGAGGUUGCACAGUAUGUAUGGUGUAUGGUGUAUGUUCAUGUAUGGGUAUUGGGUAUUGAGGGUAUAAAGUGUGACGGGGAUGGUUUCUUUUCUUUCUUUGCUAUGAGACAAAGGGCUUAGUCUAAUUGUACUAUUAAUA